UUGAUCUUUAGUGUCAGCCGGCAUGUGUUUUUACAGUGUUUUUUGUGUUUCAGGCAAGUUUUACUGCAAGCCUCAUUAUUCUCAGCGUCGGUCCAGCCUACAAACUUCAAGCAAGUUCUUGAGGAGAACGACGCAGGAGGACCAGGGACGUCUGACGUCUUCGCCAGACCGGAGUGACCCCUACUCGGCCACGGACAGCCUGCAGAGCCAGCCCUCAGGUACCCUGAGUUCCUUCCUUAGGAGAAGCCUGCGUUGGCCGCUGCACGCGGGCCGGGCAGUGUGUGGGACGCCCUGCCAGCUGGCCCGCUGGGUGCAUGGGGCGGUUGGCCAGGCAGGGCUCCACCUCAUAGACCACUCAGAGGACUACGGCUUCCUGUACGAGCUGCUGAGUCUGGGCAUGCCCCUACUGAGCAUACUGCACGAGCUCCUGGGCCAGAUGUACAUGGAGGCUGAGCAGCCUCAGCCUCACGGUCUACUGCACUAAGCUCAGCAGCGCCUAGGUCUCAGGCUCACCUAGAGGGGGCAGAGCCUGGUGCCGCUGGGCCUCUGGGUCUCAUGGACUUAAUGAUGCACUUGUACUGUACUCGCUGCUAUAGCACAGGCACUUGCUUCACAGUCUGUACAAUGCUCUAUGCAGACUGGUUCAAUUUCAAAAGUCUUAUUUGUUCUUCCAUGACUUUGAUUUGACGCCGAGAAACACAUCUGUUUGUUCAUCAAAGUAUUAUUGCUACACAUGGUCCUUAGCAUUUGAGGUCAUGUAUCCUUUCAAUUGCUUUAAACCUUUUAUUUCAGUGUUCCCAUGCUUAUGUUUGGGUUCAACUUUUAUUUUUAGCUCCUAAGUAAUCCAAAAAAGGAUCCACUAAAAGCACUUUAGUUGACUUGGAGGUUCUGCUAAGGCCUGUGUGUAGUGCCUGGUGUGCUUGUGAUGUGGGAAGUUAGAGAACGAAGUCCUGCUAUGCUUCUUGAACUGCACUGCUAUAUUGCACAUGUGCAAUGGAAAUGCCAAACAGUAUUUAUUUUCUGACAAUAGCUUUUUUUUAUGUAAUUAAGAUGAUUCUGGAGACUAUUUUGUUGGAAUUUUUUUAUGUGUACAUUUUUUUGUUUUAGAACAGCUUUCACACAGUAUUAUUUUUGAUUUGUCUAGGCCGUUUAAUGGAACACACAUUUGAUUUUAGAUGUGUCUGUUUGAAAAACGGAUUCUUAUUGUUGUAAAAUAUUAGUUAAGUGGGGUAGAAACAAAGAUGUCGGGAAAGACCGAGAGAUUUCAAAUUUUUACUUCCUACACCAGGUAUUGUAGCAAAUUCUGCCCAAAAUAUAUUUAUAUUUAGUUAUAGUUUUUCUGCUUUUGUUGCUGGUAUCACAAGCCUUGGAUUUAAUGCACAUUUCUGCACAUAUUCUAAGAUGUGAAUUAUCACAAAUGUUUGUGCUGAAGUGUUGUAGAUGUUCAAUCAAUAGCUUGUUCCGGUAGUAUUACUUAUUUUUCUGCUAAUUAUCUGUUAUGGUACAGUGAUGCAACAAAGCUUUUAUUUAAUUUGUGAUUCUAAGUACUUGUGUGUCUUAUGUUUUCCCUUCCAUAUAUCCCCAUUUUCAUUCCUCCAUUCUUUCUUUCACUUCAUAUGUAGCCUGUUUCACGUUUCCAAUGCUGCAUUCUCUGAUUGGCUGAAUUGUGGCUGCAGGAAGGUGAUGGUCUGCUUGGGUCACGUGAUCAAUAGUGUUGCUUUGCAUUAGCUGCCUUCAUAGCUCUUAACCACACAUGUACUAUUCAUGUUGAGAACUAGGCAUGGGUCCUGUGUAUGACAACGAGUUAAUUUAGUUGGCCACACAUUGUUUGUUAAUUGACGCAUGUUUCGAAAGCCUUCCAUUCCUCCAAGCUAACCCACAUGCUCAAGGUCCGCAUGCCUCUACGUUUUUGGCAUGCAGUUUUUUCAACCCAUCUGAUACAUGAUAACCUCCAUGUCUCUACUUCUCUGUAUGUCCCCUUGUGAUUCUCUGUUGCAGAAGGUGCUUACCUCUCAGAAACCUUCUCAAAGGCUCUCUCAUGUUCCUCCUAAUACACAAAGCUGAGUUCAUUGCGCUUGAGAGGAUCCUAUUUUUUGGGGGGGGGGGGCAAAAUUCUGCAUGUCAGCUCCAGAAUAUUUUGUUGUACAUUUUAGUUGUUUAAGAAUUUGUCUGCUACCUUGUAUUUUUCCAUAGUGAAUAAACGGGUUGCUUAAUUUAUGCUAUU
Molecule: messenger RNA, 2224 nt
Organism: Salvelinus namaycush (lake trout)
Lineage: Eukaryota; Metazoa; Chordata; Actinopteri; Salmoniformes; Salmonidae
Product: F-actin-monooxygenase MICAL2-like
Exons: 2
Coding region: 23-484 (153 amino acids)
Source: RefSeq, a predicted model, not a curated record